AUGAGUGUCCCCAUGUUAAAGAUAGGAGCGGUGCUGAGCACCAUGGCCAUGGUCACUAACUGGAUGUCCCAGACACUGCCCUCUCUAGUGGGGCUCAACGCCACCAGUCCUGACGGGAACCACCAGAGGAUCAUCAGCGCGUUGUAUCCGGGUCCAGAUGAAGGCUGGCAGGUGUACAGCUCGGCAUCGGACCCUGAUGGGAAGUGUGUGUGUACAGUGGUUGCUCCCGCUCAGAACCUCUGCAAACGAGACCCCCGCAGCCGUCAGCUACGCCUACUCACAGAACAGGUGCAGAACGUGAGUCAGUCUAUGGAGGUGAUGGAUCUGAGUACGUCUAGAGACCUGCAGUACGUCAGAGAUACUGAACCACUACUGAGAGGAGUAGACGGACACAUACACACCUACACCACCAACCCACGCAGACUCACUAAGAAGGGCCUGCAGGAGUUGAAGGGUCAGAUGUCUCAGCUGCGCCCCCUGUUGUCGGUGAUUGACCAGUACAGGUUAGACCUCCAGACCCUGGCCGUGCUCCGAGCGGAGGUCCUUAACCUGUCAAUCAUCCUGACAGCCAUUCAGGAGGAGGUGGGGGCCUACGACUAUGAAGAACUACAACAGAGAGUGCUACUGCUGGAGACUAGGCUGCACGCCUGUAUGAACAAACUGGGCUGUGGGCGAUUAACAGGGGUGAGCAUCCCUAUCACUGUUAGAGCGUCGGGCUCCCGCUUCGGAUGCUGGAUGACUGACGCCAUGAUACCCAGCUCCGACAGCAGGGUGUGGUCUAUGGAUGGUUACUAUAAGGGGAGGCGUGUAUUAGAGUACAGGACCAUGGGAGACUUCACUAGAGGACAGAAUUUUGUUCAGCACCUCUUACCUCACCCCUGGGCCGGGACAGGUCAUGUGGUCUACAACGGGUCACUGUAUUACAACAAACACCAGAGCAACAUACUGGUGCAGUACCACUUCCGAUCCCGUAACGUGGUGCUCCAGAGGAGUCUGAGUGGAGCAGGUUACAACAACACCUUCCCCUACAGCUGGGGGGGGUCUUCUGACAUAGACCUGAUGGCUGAUGAGACCGGCUUCUGGGCAGUCUACACCUCCAUACCUAACGCUGGGAACAUACUGGUCAGUCGGUUGGAUCCUCGUUCUCUCGACAUUCUCCAGAGUUGGGACACAGGGUUUCCUAAACGCAGUGCAGGGGAGACCUUCAUGAUCUGUGGUACCCUGUACGUCACCAACUCCCAUCUGGCCGGAGCUAAGGUCCACUUUGCUUACCACACCAACUCCUCCAGCUAUGAGUACACAGACAUCCCCUUCCACAACCAGUACUCUCACAUCUCCAUGAUGGACUACAACCCCAGAGAGAGGGCCCUCUACACAUGGAACAAUGGACAUCAGGUCAUCUAUAACGUGACCCUGUUUCAUGUUAUACAGAGCGAUGGAUAGAGGAGGAGAGGAGGGGAGGAGGGAGAGGAGAGGAGAGAGACUGACGGACUAUAUCUCUAUACAGAGAGAGGAGGAGGAGGAGGAGUGGGAGGGGAGUGGGUGAGAGACUGAUGACUAUAUCUUGAGAGGAAGAAGAGGAGGGGAGGAGGAGAAGGAGGACUGAUGGACUAUCUAUAGAGAGAGAGGAGGAGAAGGAGGACUGAUGGACUUUAUCUCUAGAGAG
Messenger RNA from Oncorhynchus mykiss (rainbow trout), 1666 nucleotides. The record is from RefSeq and is a predicted model, not a curated record. NCBI's taxonomy places the organism in Eukaryota, Metazoa, Chordata, Actinopteri, Salmoniformes, Salmonidae.